This is a messenger RNA of Spea bombifrons (plains spadefoot toad), 2385 nucleotides long. RefSeq names its product cyclic nucleotide gated channel subunit beta 3 (gene CNGB3). Lineage: Eukaryota; Metazoa; Chordata; Amphibia; Anura; Pelobatidae. The record is from RefSeq and is a predicted model, not a curated record. Gene Ontology annotation, molecular function: protein-containing complex binding; intracellularly cAMP-activated cation channel activity; cGMP binding. Gene Ontology annotation, biological process: monoatomic cation transmembrane transport. Gene Ontology annotation, cellular component: intracellular cyclic nucleotide activated cation channel complex; plasma membrane; photoreceptor outer segment. The transcript has 16 exons. The coding region runs from base 65 to 2230 and encodes 721 amino acids.
AAGCACCCUAGCUACUAGACGGAAUUUGGGUAUAUUAUUCAAGAUCCCAUUGGUCAUCAACUGCAUGAAGGGUAUUUUGCAUGCACAGAGAAAAAUAAAUGCUAUUUGCAUAAGUAAAGAUGACAGACAAGAUGAAUCGGCCAUCACAAGCGAAUAUGCAGAAGUCCAAAUUCAUGAACUCAUUAGACGUAUGCGGGAAAGGACCAGACAUUACAAAGAAAAACUGGCUGACACCGAUAUUUCAUCUGCCGAACCAAGCCCCACUACAACUCCUGUGAAACAUAAGCCUCCUCAGCCUCCACCACCUGCAAAGAAGGAAGAGAGUGAAACGCAGAAAGAAAGACAAGUAGACGGACAGCCUGAACAAGAGGAAGAACAUUACUGCGACAUGCUGUGCUGCAAAUUUAAGAGGCCUUCCUUCAAAAAACGGCUCCAGAUCCCUUACUCUAUUGAUGGCUAUACAGAUCCUUUUUAUGUGGCUUGGUUAUUCCUCAUCGCUCUAUCAUUCAACUGGAACUGCUGGUUUAUUCCACUGCGUUGUGUCUUCCCAUUCCAAACAUCUCACAACCUGUUGUACUGGAUGGCAGUUGACUAUAUCUGUGACACAUUGUAUCUUCUGGAUAUGUUUGUAUUUCAACCAAGACUUCAGUUUAUAAAAGGCGGUGACAUAAUAACAGACAGGAAAUUAACAAGAAAAAACUACUGGGACUCAACAAAGUUUCGGUUUGACGUGGCAUCUGUCAUACCAUUUGAUCUUCUGUACACAGUCGUUGGAAUCAAGCCAUUAUUAAGGAUAAAUCGAAUUUUAAAGUACUGUACAUUCUUUGAAUUUAAUGAUCGACUGGAAGCAUUCCUGGAGAAGGCAUACAUCUAUAGAGUAAUUCGAACAACUGGAUAUCUUCUGUUUAUUCUCCACAUUAAUGCAUGCAUUUACUACUGGGCCUCCACAUACGAAGGACUUGGUAGCACUAAGUGGGUUUAUGAUGGAAAUGGAAAUAUGUACCUGAGAUCCUACUAUUUUGCUGUCCGCACCUUGAUCACCAUAGGCGGACUUCCUGAACCUCAAACGUUAUUUGAAAUACUGUUCCAGCUAUUGAAUUAUUUUACAGGUGUCUUUGUAUUCUCAAGUUUAAUUGGACAGAUGCGUGAUGUCAUUGGAGCAGCAACUGCAGGGCAAAGCUAUUAUCGGGCCUGCGUAGAUAAAACCAUCUCCUACAUGAAUACAUACAAAAUACCUAAACUUGUACAAAAUCGGGUGCGAACCUGGUAUGAAUAUACAUGGGACUCACAAGGAAUGUUAGAUGAAUCAGAACUGCUAGAGGAAAUGCCAACAAAAAUGCAACUGGCUAUUGCUAUUGAUGUAAACCUUGCCAUUGUUAACAAUGUGGAAUUGUUCAAAGGUUGUGAUGCUCAAAUGAUUCAUGACCUACUGCUGAGGUUGCAGUCCAUUGUCUAUUUACCUGGUGAUUUUGUCUGCAAGAAAGGAGAAAUUGGAAGAGAGAUGUACAUCAUCAAGCAAGGAGCAGUUCAAGUGCUAGGUGGUCCUGACGACAAGACUGUGUUGGUUACACUCAAGGCUGGAGCUGUCUUUGGGGAGAUUAGUCUUCUAUCCACUGGAGGAGGGAACAGACGCACUGCUAAUGUGGUUGCUCAUGGCUUUGCAAAUCUCUUCAUUUUGGAUAAAAAGAAUCUCAGUGAAAUAUUGGUGCAUUAUCCAGAUUCAAAUAAACUUCUCAUGAAGAAAGCCAAGAAAUUAAUAAAGGAGAAGGGGAAGCCAACAAAACCCACUGUUAUUAAAAAAGGGUUUGGCCAUCUGAUACCCCCUAAGCAAGAUACUCCUCGUCUCUUUAAAACUUUAAUGGAUGCUGUUUCUAACAAGCCUGGAUUUAAUCUUUUACGGAAAGGGAAAACUCAACAGCCUUCAAAGGUUAGGAAGCUACAGCUUAGCAGGAUUUUGCAAUUGAAGGAUGAAAUUUCACAAUUACAGUCUGGAGGGGAAAAGGAAAAUGCUAAAGAUGCUAAAGAUCUCGAAGAGGAGCAGACUAAUAAGGAGACAAGCUCUUUGCCAAGGAAGGAGGACAGGUCAAAUGAUCAAGUACCAGGGACUUCAUCCAAAACAAAUACCCAUCAAGAAAACAAGAACGAGUCCUAUAUUAUAACCAUGUCACCUUCUGCUACAUUUGGAGAAGGAGAGGUCCUUACUGUGGAGAUUAGAGAAAAUAAAAAAUAAAGGUGUUUUGGAUUGACAAUGCUGUAAUGUACAAUUGCAAAAUACUUAUUUAUAUGAAGGAGAUUGCAGUAUUUUUAGCAUAUUCUACAGAAAAUGUCUAUUUGUAAUUACAAAAUAAUUUGGUGAUCACUCACAUUUUCCUCAACCACUUGAUA